Messenger RNA from Oncorhynchus masou masou (cherry salmon), 532 nucleotides. RefSeq names its product calmodulin-like protein 4. NCBI's taxonomy places the organism in Eukaryota, Metazoa, Chordata, Actinopteri, Salmoniformes, Salmonidae. The transcript has 4 exons. Gene Ontology annotation, cellular component: myosin II complex. The coding region runs from base 86 to 517 and encodes 143 amino acids. The record is from RefSeq and is a predicted model, not a curated record. Gene Ontology annotation, molecular function: calcium ion binding.
GACUUUGAACCGACAGGCAGAUGGGUGUGGAGUCAGGUAAGGUUAGCCAGUUGCAUUCCAGGAAGAGAGAUCUCUGACGACAGACAUGGCUAAAUUCCUGUCAGGAACUCAGAUCAACGAGUUCAAGGAAUGUUUCUCCUUGUACGACAAGAAGCGCAAGGGGAAGAUUGAAGCCAAAGACCUGAUCACAGUUAUGCGCUGUCUGGGGACGAGUCCCACCUUCGGUGAGAUCGACCGACACCUGCAGGUCCACAAGAUAGAAAAGAAGGGCGAGCUCGACUUCUCCACCUUCCUGACCAUGAUGCACAGGCAGAUCCAGCAGGAGGACCCCAAGGCGGAGAUCCUGGAGGCCAUGAGGAUGACGGACAAGCAGAAGAAGGGCUACAUCCUGGCCUCGGAGCUCCGAGCCAAGCUCACCAAGCUAGGAGAGAAGCUGACUGAUAAAGAAGGUAGCCUACAAUGUGUUUCUAUCGCUAGGGGUUUUAGCUGUCGUGGAUUAAGACAGGACUCGAUAUAAUGCCUAGUGGAGCCU